Molecule: messenger RNA, 3085 nt
Organism: Tripterygium wilfordii
Lineage: Eukaryota; Viridiplantae; Streptophyta; Magnoliopsida; Celastrales; Celastraceae
Product: BAG-associated GRAM protein 1-like
Exons: 17
Coding region: 149-1777 (542 amino acids)
Source: RefSeq, a predicted model, not a curated record
UAAUCUCUCUCUCCCUCCAACCGGUUCAACUGUUGACCGCCCCCUCUCUCUGACUCUCUCUAAUGGCUUUUCACCGUCCCAAUUCUCCAUAGAAAACCAUAAGAAAGUCGUCGAAAUUUAACUAAUAUUGGCCGAUAGACGACGCGUAAUGGUGAUUGAUUCGGCGGAGUUUCUGAUCCCGUCGUGGUGGGAGAUCGAGGUCACGGUGGCGGCGUCUGUUUUUGUAGUUGGGGCUUAUUGGUUCUUCGUUUACGCUGGAGGGGGAGGACGAGGUGGAAAUGGCGAACGGUUGCAGCAACUCGGUGAUGGUUCUGGGAAUUCCGUGGAUGUAAUCGAUGAUAAGUACAAGAUGGCCCAGUUGAAAGGAGAUACCCAAUCCAAUUCUCCAUAUAUAAUCAAGGUGGAAUUGUUGGCAGCAAAAAAUCUUAUUGGUGCAAACUUAAAUGGCACUUCAGAUCCUUAUGCUAUAAUUACUUGUGGUUUGGAGAAGCGAUUCAGUUCAAUGGUCCCAGGCUCCAGAAAUCCCAUGUGGGGAGAGGAGUUCAAUUUUUCUGUUGAUGAGCUUCCUGCUGAGAUCAACGUGACAAUAUAUGAUUGGGACAUAGUUUGGAAAAGUACUGUUCUUGGUUCUUUGACUGUUAAAGUUGAAAAUGAAGGUCAAACUGGGGCUGUUUGGCAUACAUUAGAUAGCCCAUCUGGGCAGGUUUGUCUCCAUAUUAAAACGAUAAAACUCCCUGUAAAUUCUUCCAGGGUUAUGAAUGGCUAUGCUGGGGCUAACCCUCGACGAAGGAUAUCGGAUAAACAAGGGCCAACAGUGGUUCAUCAAAAGCCAGGGCCUUUGCAAACAAUUUUCAACCUUCUUCCCGAUGAGGUUGUUGAACGUAGUUAUUCAUGCGCACUUGAGAGGUCAUUCUUGUAUCAUGGUCGCAUGUAUGUCUCUGCAUGGCACAUAUGCUUCCAUUCUAAUGUUUUUUCCAAGCAAAUGAAGGUGAUUGUACCAUUUGGAGAUAUAGAUGAGAUACGGAGGAGUCAACAUGCAUUUAUUAAUCCUGCCAUUACUAUCAUCCUUCGAAUGGGUGCGGGUGGGCAUGGGGUACCUCCUUUGGGAAGUCCUGAUGGUAGAGUCAGGUAUAAGUUUGCAUCAUUUUGGAACAGGAAUCAUACAUUCAGGGCAUUGCAACGUUUUGCAAAGAACUACCAUGAAAUGUUAGAAGCUGAGAAGAAGGAAAGCGCAGAGUCAGCCUUGCGUGCACAUAGUAGCUCUGUUAAAGGAAGUAGAAGGCAGCCUAAGAUUCCUGAAGACAGUGUCUUGAAAACAGAAAAACAUCAACAAUUUAUCAAGGAGGAGGUCCUUGUUGGUAUAUACAGUGAUGUUUUCUCAUGUACAGCUGAGCAGUUUUUUGAUAUAUUAUUAAAUGAUAAUUCUAAUUUUACGAAUGAAUAUCGUUCACAGCGAAAGGAUACUAAUCUUGUGCUGGGGCAGUGGCAUACUGCAGAUGAAUAUGAUGGCCAAGUGAGAGAGAUAACGUUCAGAUCCCUCUGUAACAGUCCUAUGUGCCCACCUGACACAGCCAUGACAGAGUGGCAGCAUUCGGUUUUGUCUCCAGAUAAGAAAAUACUUGUGUUUGAGACUGUACAGCAGGCACAUGACGUCCCAUUUGGCUCAUACUUCGAGGUACAUGGUCAGUGGCACUUGGAAGACAAUUCUGAAAAUUCAUCUACUAUAGAUAUAAAAGUGGUCCAAACCCAGAAAGGAAAGAGGGACAAGGGGACAUGACAGCUAAGGAUGGAGGAGUUAAUGAACAAGAGAAAUUUGCUAGAAGGGAUAAAAGAGGGGGUGAGAUUCAGAGGAGAAAAUGCACUGAAAAGAAGAAGAGAACACGAAAAAAUUUGAUAUUUUAGGAUUGAGAAAAUAUAGAAGCAAGAAAUGAAAGUGAGUAAAUUUCUCUUGUUCACACUCGGUUUCUUGGAUGCACAUUAUCCAUAUUCUCCUUCCCCUGCCUUUAUUCUCUCCUAGGACAUCUCUAAGCUUCAUAACCUGAUCUAAAAUUUUCUCUCUUUCCAGAUUUGUGAAAGUGACUUUAUGAGCCAAGCCUUCCCCGCCACAUCUAUGUUCCAAAAUAGUCAUGCCGGGCUACGACCCUUCGCAUAGGGUAGAGCUCCGGUUGGGCUUUGGUUCUUUUUCUCUCCAAAUUGAACUUUCCCAACAUGCCGUCAUUGGUAUCUUUGCCCACUUUACUAUUCCAUCAAAGGAAAACAUAAGCUGCCUGCCUUUUCACUAUUACCAUUUAAACAACUUCAACAAUCUUGUUCUCAUAUCUUCUAGAAAAUUACAUUUUAUAACUUGGAAUCCAAAUUCUGUCUUGCUCUCAUUUGAAACCAGUCCGAAAACCCCGAAGUUUGAAUGUCCUGAUCUUUUGUCCCAGCACACUAUAAAACACCUGCAGGAAAGGAUACUAUUCUUACCAAAAAAAAAAAGGGAUACUAUUGUCAGUGGUGGAAUAAGUGGGAAGGGAUAUCAUGGAGGGGAAAAUAAUCAAUGUUUUGUUCAGGAAAAAUAAGUUGAUUAAAUAGGAUUGAUUUCCUUAAUUGUUCUUGCAUCUGUUCGUGUUAUCACACUGCUUUCAUGUGGAUUGCUGGCUUCUACUCUUUGGCCCAAACAUAAAAAUUCUAAUAAUGAUUAUUGAUUUGAGAGUUAAAGUUAAUUUCCAUCAUUCUGUGUUUGUAUGAGCAUGUUCAACAUAGAAAUAGCGGUGUCUUUGAGGAGAAUCGAGAGAAUUGUAUAGGAGAGAGUAUGAAGCGAAGAGGAAGACCAAAGACAUUGCUUGAAGUAGUAAGGAAACAUAUGAAUUGAAUAGGAGUCGAAGAAAGUAUGAUCCUAGAUAGAAAUGAAUGGAGAAAACGAAUAAACACAAUGGAUUCCCGUUGAUUUUCUUGUAGACUCAUGUAGCCGAUCCCCAAACAUUUCAAAUAAAAAACUCAGAUAAUGAUGAUGAUCAUUCAGUGCUGGUCCAUUUUGUUACUUACAACUUGUCAAGAUUAUUCUAUCUAUAUGAUUGUUCCAAAGUAAACAGGUGAGAUUUUG